Paramecium tetraurelia is the source of this 1116-nucleotide messenger RNA. RefSeq lists its product as uncharacterized. The transcript has 2 exons. Lineage: Eukaryota; Ciliophora; Oligohymenophorea; Peniculida; Parameciidae. The record is from RefSeq and is a predicted model, not a curated record.
AUGAAUUAUCAACAAGAUAAAAGAAACUCAGUAAUUAGACAAGAGAAUGUAAGGGGCUCUAUGAAUCAGCAAUUAUAAUCUCCUCAACAACUUGAUGUGGUCUAAAGUAAUGAAAGGCAUACUGGCUGCAUUGAGAGGAUGAGGACGCUAACAUAAGAGCUAUAACGAAUGACAGAAGCACUUAGACUUAAAAACCAAGAUGUAAUGUAUUUGUAAUAAGAAUUACAAUAUGCUAAACAAAAUUAGUAAAAUAACCAAGGCAAUGAAGAAUUAAUCCAAAAAUUGCAAUUGGAAAGGUAGAAGUUAGAUUAAUUCAAAUAGAUGAAGGAUUAACAACUAGGAGAAUUGGAAGCAGAACUAAAUAAAAUACAUAAAGAAUUGAAAGACGAAAGAUUAUAGAAGCUUGAAUAUGUAAAUCGUUAUUAGAAAUAAUGUGAUGAAGUAGUAAGAUUGUAGAAAGAACUGGAAAAAACAAAUCAAUAGGCUGCAAAUUCCAAUGAAAUAGAUUAAUUGCAUGCACAUAUUGAUGAUUUAUAGCAUGAAAAUGAUGAGUUAAGAUUAAAUAUGAAUAGUCUCUCAAAUAAAGUCUAACAACAGUAGUAACAAAUCGCUAUUUUGGAAGAUUAACUGACCCAAUAAUAAUCAUUCCAACCAUCAAAAUUACCUCCAUCAGGACCUACAAGUUAUUAAAUGCCUCAAAUGUAAUAUUAAUAGUAACAGUAACCACAAACUUCAAAUUAUUAGAAGAUAACUACUUAUACAGUAGAAAGCAAAGGAACAAAUAAACCAACUGAAGUAAGAAAAUAAGUAGUCUCAACAGUCAAUGGAAAAACCGAUACAUAUGAAUAUUCAUCAUAAGACCCAAUAAAUCCCAAAGAUUCUAUAAAUUCUAAAUUAGAUUUGAUCAAUUAGAAAGCUAGCUAGAAUUUUGAAGCAAGAAAUUCUUAAUUGCAAAAUAAUAUAUCUGCUUCAUAAUUGCAAAGAGGAUCUAAAUAUUUACCAGAAACUUACCAGAAGGAAUUCACUGAAUUUAAAAGCAAGGCAGAAACCAAGCCUGUAACAGAGUACAAAACCACAACUGUUACCAAAACCAACAAUAAAUAUUCAAAAUAUUGA